GGAAAUGAAAAAAUUGACGGAUGAUUAUGAUUUAAAGUAAAGACAGAAAGUGAAUGAGACGUCGCGUUUGAAUUAAAAUUUCAAUUAAAAAACUGCAGCGUUGGGUAAAAAGAUUGUUCACACAGAUAAAAGGGAAAAUAAACCAGGAUAAAGUGCAUCAUAUAAGAAUAAGAAACGAUACCCUUGAAAACAGCCUUUGGAAAUCAAAAACGUAUGUUCAUUUGUAUCUGAAAAAUCAAGUGAAAAAUUGCAGGGAAAAGGGAGCGGAAGCAACAGAACAGCAAAAUUAACGUCGUCGCUGCUGCUGUUCGCAUCGCUGCCACCGAGUAUUCGCAGUGAACGUUUUCAUACAUAUGCCAUACGCGGUCUGCUACGUAGACGCUGUGCAUGUGCUGUUGCCUUCUUACGUCGCAGUUUACAGAGUAAAGUGCUAAAAAAGUGUGUGAACGCGGGUAUCGGAGGCUUUGGUGCUGGUCACUUGACACGAGAAAAAAUUUACAGAAUAUUAAAAUAAGAGCAGCAUACAUAUUCGAAUCGUAAAAAAUUAAGGGGCAGCGUGUAAAGAAAGUUCACACGGCAAUGUCGGCAUAUUGCCGAAAUUAACAGUCACCCACCGCCAACCGAAAAUCGCCAAACACUAGCAACAGCAAAGGUGCCCAAAGACAUCAGCGUUAUAUCCACAAGCAAAAGAAAUGCACCACAAACUUCAGUAAGAAACUCAAUUUUGGGCACGUUUGGCAUAUCAUAUACAUGUAUAUAGCAGAAAUUCUUCCAAUUUAAACGUAGACGCUUGUACCCGACAGCACAAGUCCAAGCCUCACACACCCAUUAACGUCGAAAAGCUACCGCCAGCCACCCCUCACAUUGCAGAGCUUAUUGGACAUCUUAUCAGUAGCCGCUAAAGAACCACUGUCGACCGCUGUUCGUACAAAUUAACGAUAAAUCUUAACACACACUAAAGUAUAAAUAUAUCAUAAUACAGUGAAAAAUCUACAAUAAUAAAAAAUAUAGAACAAGAAAUUAAAAAUCUACGAUAAUACACGCGAUUCCUGUUUACUUCUACAGGAAUACUUAUAUAUUUUGUCCGUGGCAUUUGUCGGUGGGUGUUUUGUUGUCACUGCUGCACGUCGCAUGAACUUAACUUGCUGGGCGUUACAAUAACAUAACUAAGCGAUAUGGCACGCGGCUUUGACCAUCUAUUUAAAUUAUUAAUUAUAGGUGACAGUGGUGUUGGCAAGUCAUCAUUACUGAUACGUUUCUCGGACGACACCUUUGCCGGCACUUACAUAACGACCAUUGGCGUUGAUUUCAAGAUACGCACCGUCGUCAUCGAUGGACUGCGCAUCAAAUUGCAAAUAUGGGACACUGCCGGUCAGGAACGCUUUCGCACCAUAACGAGCACCUAUUAUCGCGGCACGCACGGUGUGAUUAUCGUGUACGAUGUGACGAAUGGUGAAUCGUUUGCGAAUGUGCGCCGUUGGUUGGAUGAAAUACAGAAUAAUUGCGAUGUGGUCAAUAAGGUGUUGGUGGGCAAUAAGAAUGACGAUCCCGAUCGGAAGGUGGUCAUCACGGAGGAUGCGCAACGUUUUGCGCGCCAAAUGGAUAUCGAGCUGUUCGAAACAUCCGCCAAAGACAAUAUUGACGUAGAGGAAAUGUUUCUCGCUAUCACACGACAGGUGCUGCAGCAUAAAUUGCGUAACGCACAAAAUGAACAGCAAAAGGACAGUAUCACUUUGAAGAAACAACAAAAGAAUAAACGAAAAAGUAAAUGUUGCAGUUGAAAUGGACGUGUGCUACAUUGUCGCCACAGUUACAGCCGUCAACACCACCACCACAACCAACAACAGCAACAGCGACAUGGUUUUGUGUAGAACGCGCAAUAAAACCACAGUACUCAGCAUAUUUUAAAAAUAUAUAGUAUAUACAAAUAUAUAAGAAAGCAUAUACCACAUACACAUACGCACGUAAACGGA
Messenger RNA from Ceratitis capitata (Mediterranean fruit fly), 1973 nucleotides. RefSeq names its product ras-related protein Rab-35 (gene Rab35). Gene Ontology annotation, molecular function: GTPase activity; GTP binding. Gene Ontology annotation, biological process: endocytic recycling. The transcript has 3 exons. The record is from RefSeq and is a predicted model, not a curated record. NCBI's taxonomy places the organism in Eukaryota, Metazoa, Arthropoda, Insecta, Diptera, Tephritidae. Bases 1176 to 1781 code for a protein of 201 amino acids. Gene Ontology annotation, cellular component: endosome membrane; plasma membrane.